UCUUACAUGAACGACAGCGAGACAGACAGAUUUUCACUUCCCCGUGUAUGUGCGUCCGAAUGGUAAUUUUACAAAUCUCUUCGUGUAAUUAAAAUGAGCAACAAAAUUCACGAUUUCCACUGGGAUUGUAUCAGACAUGGGCAUCUAAUAGAAUGGAAACAAAGGCGAAAGGGACCCAGGGAAUUGUCGUUUUAAAGCGUAUUUGGGGGGAUUACGCUAAGUGCCGCUUUUCCCGGAGACAUUGGGUCUUACAUAAAACUAAUGGGUCAUCUAAACAUCGUCCAUGAAUAUGCUUCACUAAGCAGAGAUCUCGCAAAUCAUCAGCGGCACUGAUUAACGUGGAGUUGGUAUGUGCAUUCAAAGAAAAUCAGUUUUCAGAUAAACAUCUUCUUCGUUGCUCAACCGUUUAGCAGCACGCUGUUUGGAGACUCGUUUGUGAUUUCAAAACAAUGCCAACGAAUUCACUCUAUAGUUAUCUAAAGACGUUUUCAAAGCUUGUUUUGGUUUUGACAUCUCAACUGGAAUUAUAACAUCUACUGAUGUGUUAUAUUUCUUGUUUUGACAGAGGAUACACUCAACAUUAUUUUGCUUUACCGGAAAAUGUACCACCAGUCGUUGUUGUGGGCCUAGCAGAAUAGGGUAGAAAAUUAUUCUGUUUCCGGAGACUGAAUAUAACCAUUAUUGUAUUUAGCUAGAAUUUAAUCAGAUAUUGUUGCAUUCGUUAAAUAAUUAAGAACACCAAAGCUCCAGACCAGUAUCCUGGACAUUGUACCUUUGAUCUCUUCCUUUUUUCGCAAAUCCUUUGCGUUUGAUGUAUUGUAGCAGAAAAUGGAUCCUGGGAUUAAAAAUCACAUCGACCAUUACGUGCAUGACCUCUCCAACCCGAGCGCACCGGUUUUGUGUGAGGAAAUGCUCAGUGUGGCCGAUGAGGCGUGCAGCGCUGGAGACUUCGACCUGGCCGUGGAGAUAUACUCCUCUCAGAUCGCCGAACUCCAACACACCGAUCGCGGCCUCUGCCUGCGGAAAGCCGAUGCUCUGGCCCGUGGAGGACGCAUUGCCGAGGCGUUAGACUCUUACUGCAUCGCCGCAAACCUCCAGAAACUAAGACCUGAUGAACUGCGCAUUUUAGUUGAUAUUAUAGCGCAAACAAUAUGUGCAAAAGAGCAGUGUAAGUGCUCAAACUCAGAGGGCAGAUGUUUUGAGAGUGAUGAGUUUGAAGAAGAGCAGAACUUGGACUUGUUUUCAUGUCCCAUUUGCAAGUGCUUGUUAACGGAUCCGACGACUCUGGUGUGUGGGCACACAUUCUGUAAGCGCUGUGUAAAAGAUGAUGUGGUGAAAGAGUGCAAAAGCUGCUGUUUAAAAACUAACAAAUCACUUAGAGUGUUUAAUGUUGACGAACUCCGAGUAAAUGUUAUAGUCAGUGGCUUGAUUACAAAAUGGUUCGACUCAGAAAGCAAAGCGAGAAGGUGUUGGUUGGAAGGGGAAACUCUUUGGAAGAAAAACGACUUGGCCAACGCCAUACAGAAGUUUAACAAAGCCGUUGAACAAGCACCCUCUAUCUGUAGACUCCUGGCACGGCGGGCUGAGCUGCAUAUGGAAAUGAAAAAUUUCAGCCAAGCAAUCCUGGAUGGGGAUGCCAUGUGCCAACUUCGCCCACGGUGGCCAAAGGCUUACUACAUAAAGGCCACAGCGUUAAAGAAUGCAGGCCGAAGUGAAGAGGCUCUGCAGGAGUAUUUAUUUUGUGUGGCUUUGAAAUCUGACUGGAUCGCUGUAAAACUGGAGGCUCAGAAGAUCCUAAGCGACAUGUUCUCCUUAGUGUUUGUGAAUGAUGGUCUGGCCGAAUCCCUGCAGCCCCUUUUGGCUUGCCCCUCACCUCGUAUCAAACCCUCAUCCCUCCUCAGUUCUCUGCACACUUCUCUUCCUAGAGACGGAGCCAGAGCAGGCAGCUCCAAGGAAUUGACAUUCGGUUGCAGUAAAUUCAAAGAUGGGAGCUCCUCUUUAUUAAAACGAACUGAAAAUGUUGUCAACUCUGGCUUAUCUUCACUUCCUGUUCUGCCAGUCUUGAAGAGGAAAUGGACUGAAGAUGCUAAGGCCUUUGAGCCGCCCAGCAAACAGCUUAAAGAAGAUGAGGCAUCGUCAUCCAAACUUUUCCCUACUCUUUGCGGAGGAAGGCAGGUCCUAUCACAGAUUUUGGACAGUGCAGACUUUGAGUGUUCUCUCUGCAUGAGACUGUAUUAUGAACCUGUCACCACACCCUGUGGACACACUUUCUGCCUCAAGUGUUUGGAGCGCUGCUUAGACCACAACCCCAACUGCCCCCUGUGCAAGGAGAAUCUAUCUGAGUAUCUGGCUACUAGAGCGUACAACAUUACUCUUCUAAUGGAAGAAGUAUUGCAGCGCUACCUGUGUGAAGAGCUGGCAGAAAGGAGAAUAUUGCAUGAAGAAGAGAUGAAAGAACUUUCAAACUUGAAUCUGGAAGUGCCCAUCUUCGUGUGCACCAUGGCAUUUCCUACCAUUCCCUGCCCACUGCAUGUCUUUGAGCCUCGAUACAGGCUUAUGAUUCGCAGAUCCAUGGAAACAGGAACAAAGCAGUUUGGCAUGUGCAUUGCUGAUGAACUAAAGGGGUUUGCAGACCAUGGCUGCAUGUUGGAGGUGAGAGAUGUUAAGUUUUUUCCUGAUGGACGCUCCGUGGUGGACACCAUCGGCAUUGCUCGUUUCAAAGUGCUCAGUCAUGGCCAGAGAGAUGGAUACCACACAGCCAAGAUUGAAUAUUUAGAGGAUAUGAAGGUUGAAGGAGAGGAGUUGACAGAGCUCCUGAAGUUGCAUGAAUCUGUGUAUGAUCAGGCCACAGCCUGGUUUACCUCCCUUAAAGAUGAUAUGAAGAAUCAAAUUAUCAGCCACUUUGGCCAGCUGCCUGUCAAAGACUUUGACCCACAGGUGAACCCCAGUGGUCCAGCAUGGUGUUGGUGGCUGUUAGCUGUGUUGCCACUGGAAAACAGAGCUCAGCUCACCAUCCUUGCUAUGAACGCCCUUAAGGACCGACUGAUUGCUAUCCGCCGAGUCCUCAUUUUUGUAACGCGCAAGCGCCCUCGAUGAUGUCUAUGGUCUUAGUCUGCCUCAAUUCAAAUUGUCAUCAUCACUAUUAACCUGUACCUUGGGAAUGUUGCUUCAGACUGGGGUCAAGAAGGCAUCUUCCAUCGGCCAUCCUGGCCAAUCAUUACAACACGCAACCCUCACUGUUUAGUCACCUGUGACAAUGUGCAAUAAAACAGUUUGCCAGUCUAAAUGUAGCAACAAACAUCAUGAAAGGCGUGGGUGUGGGAAAGGUGUACUGUUUUUUUUUUUUUUUUUUUUUUUUGUGCUUACCUUUU
Myxocyprinus asiaticus (Chinese sucker) is the source of this 3371-nucleotide messenger RNA. It is a transcript of the gene lonrf2, whose product is annotated as LON peptidase N-terminal domain and ring finger 2. The record is from RefSeq and is a predicted model, not a curated record. Bases 829 to 3096 code for a protein of 755 amino acids. The transcript is spliced from 12 exons. Gene Ontology annotation, molecular function: protein binding. Lineage: Eukaryota; Metazoa; Chordata; Actinopteri; Cypriniformes; Catostomidae.